Cooperia oncophora is the source of this 474-nucleotide messenger RNA. The record is from the annotation of a GenBank genome assembly. Lineage: Eukaryota; Metazoa; Nematoda; Chromadorea; Rhabditida; Trichostrongylidae.
AUGGACUACAUAACUUUUGAAGGCGUGGCAGCCGCUCUUCGGGACGAGAUCAAAUCUCUAGUGAGCCAUGAAGCAAGCGAUCGCCCUACAGCAGCAGAACUACUUCGACGAAUUGGAUCAGCACGAGGAAAGCGAGCUGUAUUCAGGGCUGUCGAAAAGUCAACUUCUCCAACCGAUAAGGACUAUUUCCUGGAUAAAGACUGGGAUUUUGAAAGUGAAGAUGUGAUUCAUCCGCCGUCUCUCCGUAUGAAGAGGAAAUACGACUGUACAGCUUUUGGUACGCCACCAAUAAGGAAACGCCUCACGUUUGACGAACUCGAAGAAGACGAACUUCCAACACCAAAAGCCGAUUCCACUAUCAUUGAGUACGCGCUUGAAAACUUCUUAUUUAUAAGUUUCACUUAUUUUUUGCCAAAAGACUUUCUCAAUGGCAUUUUGUGUGGAGCUGGGCUUGUGAGUGGAAUACAAAUAUAA